AUGUUAUCUGGCGACUCAACAAUAUCGAUACCCACACACGACCAGAAGAACCAUACCGAUAAUGCUGUGCGUCGCCGUCAUGUUCUCUUCAAGGAUCAGUCCACACCAGAAGAACGAAACAUAAACGCUGCACCUGAAUUAAGUCUGAAGGAUGAGAAAUUUCAACCGGCUGUUGAACUCUCACAUAUCGACCAGGACGAUAAUAACAAACUAAGUAGCUUCAAGGGAGAGAAUAUUGAAAAUGGCGACGAGAAUAAGAAUGCAAGUGGCAAAGAUGAAAUGGAAAAGAGUAAUUCAGAUCAUACAUCAACUCAGAUGGACCAUGCACUUGGCCAACGAGUGGAUCGUCACCUUUUCCCCUACAGAACUGUUAAGGAAAAUAUGCAUGCUAUCAAUACAUUCUUCCGGAGGUUCUUUCUUAUUACAUUGAUUGUACCAGCAUGGACGAUACCAAUCGUAUUAACAGCUCGGGCAAAGCAUGAGAUGGAGCUAUCACAUGGCAAUGCAGACGGCAACAACACUAUAUCUCAUGCAGCCUUAGAGUUUGGAGGGCUAAAGUAUGUCAUGCUGUCCAAAGCUGGAGCUGAUCAUGGUGCGGGUGCAGCCCAUGGUCCUGAGUUGAGCCUAGCAGCCAACUGGGUUAUCUUUGGGUUGAAUCUAUUAGUGAUGAUGCAUCUCGGCAAAGCAGCAGGCGCUGCUUUGGAAGAGCUUGUCCCCAAGUUUGGAGCGCGGGUGGUGAGCGUGCUUGAUGCGUUGACCAGCAGCUCCAUCGAGCUGGCUGUCGCAGCUAUCGCUCUCAAGAAAGGCUUGGUUGUCGUAGUUCAGGCAGCAAUGCUCGGCGCCAUCCUCAACAACCUACUCUUGGAAACGACCCAAACAAGCGUUCACAUCCUAAUGCUAACCUGUAUAGCCUAUGUUAUCCCUAUCGGCCUGGAUGUGACCUUGACCUCAGUUUACAGAGAUAUGAGACCCGUGCUGUCUGAUCCAGUCCAGCGCCACAUCCAAACGCAGGAGAUCCGUACGCUUGUUGAUAUUCGAAUCCUCACACUCUCCAAGAUCAUGGCUAUCAUCCUCUUGGCGCUAUAUGGCAUUUGCCUCUACUAUCAACUUCUCCACCGUACUUUUAUGAUCACGCCCGAGGCCAAGCACGAGGGAGCUCAUACGGUCGAGACACGCCACACUCACUUUUGGUUCGCUGGUUUUGCUUUUGUUGUUGUGAUGGCUGCUCAAAUAUACUCGGCCAACUUUCUCGUCCAUGCUGUUGAAAGUCUAGGGAGACAGCUUCAUUUGAACGACUCCUUUGUUGGCUUCAUCUUACUUCCAAUUGUCUUGAUCGCAGACUUGCAAGAAGAGGUCAUUGCGAUAAAGGAAGCCAGAGCUAAUCGAAUGGAUAAGGCUGUGUCAUUGAUGGUUGGCUCCUGUAUGCAAAUUGCCCUGCUUGUUACCCCUAUCUUGGUGCUCCUUGGUUGGAUCAUGGAUGUCCCAAUGACUUUCCGAUUUACAAUAUUGGAAGUGGUCAUCUUGUCAGGCUCCAUUUUGUUAAUCAACUAUCUUAUCUCAGAUCAUGAAACAAACUGGUUUGAGGGCAUUGCAUUGCUAGCGGUCUUCGUCAUAUGUGCUAUUGCAUUCUUCUAUGAUAAUCCGCACCUUCAUAUCAUUCCUAGCGAGGACACAACCUUAAAUGGUGAGGGUGUUGGAGCCGGAGGAGCACUUGUGGAACACAAUUAA
This is a messenger RNA of Lobosporangium transversale, 1728 nucleotides long. RefSeq lists its product as hypothetical. Bases 1 to 1728 code for a protein of 575 amino acids. Gene Ontology annotation, cellular component: membrane. Gene Ontology annotation, molecular function: calcium:proton antiporter activity. The record is from RefSeq and is a predicted model, not a curated record. Lineage: Eukaryota; Fungi; Mortierellomycota; Mortierellomycetes; Mortierellales; Mortierellaceae. Gene Ontology annotation, biological process: intracellular calcium ion homeostasis; calcium ion transmembrane transport. The transcript is spliced from 3 exons.